AUGACACGAAUGAUAUUCCUCCUCCUGUCUCUGGCCAUGACUGCCGUCUCCGCCAAACAAACAGCAAAGACAUGCCACACUUUCCCCUCCUCAAUGGAGGAAUACUCCGCCGAGUUCCAGCAACCGAAUCCCCCACUGAUCAAGAACGAAUUCAAAACCAGCUUCAUCCAGCACAAAUGGAAUCAAAACCUCUCCCACGUCACGUCGGGGUACAUCUACUUCUCUCCCUCGCAGGGGAUCGUCCGCGCGGACGAGGCCUUCGACGGGGCCAUGGCCACCUCUGUCUUCGACUACGACAAUAUGACCGCAGACGGGCUGGUCGAUAACACCAUGACCUCCUUCGGAUUCGAUAUGCGUCCUGUGGUCUGGAGGGGGUAUGUUUUGUCGAAUUAUCCGCUGUUUGCGGAGGAUAUGCUGGUGCAGGGAGGGGCGACGUUUGGGGGGCUGGUUGAGAGGGAUAUUGUGCGGGGGCGUGUGGCGGCGUGGAAUCUUAUGUAUGCUUCUAUUCCGCUGACUAUCUAUGUGGAUGCUUGCGGUGUCAUGGUGGGGUUUGAUUACUUUUCGCCGCUGCUGAGGACUAGGGUCAUUACGGAGUUUUUUAACAUUGAUGUUGGUCCUGUCAAGGUGUGA
This is a messenger RNA of Aspergillus thermomutatus, 630 nucleotides long. RefSeq lists its product as uncharacterized. The record is from RefSeq and is a predicted model, not a curated record. The transcript is spliced from 3 exons. The coding region runs from base 1 to 630 and encodes 209 amino acids. NCBI's taxonomy places the organism in Eukaryota, Fungi, Ascomycota, Eurotiomycetes, Eurotiales, Aspergillaceae.